Sebastes umbrosus (honeycomb rockfish) is the source of this 3222-nucleotide messenger RNA. RefSeq names its product DENN/MADD domain containing 6Aa (gene dennd6a). Gene Ontology annotation, cellular component: recycling endosome. Bases 216 to 2039 code for a protein of 607 amino acids. The transcript has 19 exons. The record is from RefSeq and is a predicted model, not a curated record. Lineage: Eukaryota; Metazoa; Chordata; Actinopteri; Perciformes; Sebastidae. Gene Ontology annotation, molecular function: guanyl-nucleotide exchange factor activity.
AACUCAGUGCCAGGGACGGCCUUUACGCGAUGACGUCGCACGGUUCGUCACCACGUCGUACGUACGUCUCCUAUGCUAAGUGCUAUCUGUAGCUCUGCGUGCCUCCUGUUGUUGUCAGAGAGACUAACUAGAAAUACCGGUCAACUUCGUCAGUUAAGAACCGUUACCAGUCACCGGAGCGCUCCGUCUGAGUGUCCGUGUCGGGGCCCGUUGCCAUGGCGCUGCAAGGCCCGGAGGAGCUGGGCGAGCAGGUCGAAGAGCCGGAGGACCUGGACGACCAGGACGCUAGUAGCAUCUCCCCGGCCGAGGAGAUCACUCUGCCGGCCGGGCCCGGAGGAGGAGACGACCAGGACCCGGAGGAGGCUCUGCUGCUGCCCUGGGACCGCUUCUCCUCCUGGCUGCACUGCAUCUGUGUGGUGGGCUUCGACCUGGAGCUGGGACAAGCGGUGGAGGUUAUUUAUCCUCAUCAUUCCAAACUGUCGGAGAAAGAGAAAACGAGCAUCUGCUACCUUUCCUUUCCUGACUCCAACUCAGGUUGCCUUGGCGACACCCAGUUCUGCUUCCGCUUUCGUCAGGGUUCAAACAGGAAGUCGUCGCUCGGCUGUUUCCUGGAAACCACCGACCGGGACGCACCGCCCUGUCUAAAGAGGGAACAGGGCCAUUACUAUGGUUACGUGUACUUCCGUCAGGUGCGAGACAAAUCCCUGAAGAGAGGAUACUUCCAGAAGUCUCUGGUCCUGAUCAGUAAGCUGCCCUAUGUGACCUUCUUCCACUCCCUGUUGAAGAUCAUGGCUCCAGAAUACUUCGAGAAACAGGAACCCUGUCUGGAAGCUGCUUGUAAUGACAUAGACCGCUGGCCGACGCCCCAUCCUGGACGAAUCCUCACGCUUCCCAUCAUGGGCGUGGUCAUCAAGGUUCGCAUCCCGACCUGUUACGACAAACCAGGAACCUCACAGCUGGUCCAGUCCGCCCAGAGUGACAGUCAGGUGUCCAUCGUGCUCCCAACCAUCCAUGAAGUCGACCUCUUCAGGUGUUUCUACCCGGUCUUCUUCCACAUCCAGAUGCUGUGGGAGUUGGUGUUGCUGGGGGAGGCACUCGUCGUCAUGGCGCCGUCGCCAGCGGAGUCAUCGGAUACAGUACUGGCAUUGGUCAGCUGCAUCUCUCCUCUGCGUUACUGCAGUGACUUCCGGCCGUAUUUCACCAUCCACGACAGCGAGUUCAAGGAGUACACCACAAGGACGCAGGCUCCGCCGUCAGUCAUUCUGGGAGUGACCAAUCCCUUCUUUGCUAAAACCCUGCAGCACUGGCCGCACAUCAUCCGCAUCGGAGACAUGAAGCAAGCAGGAGAGAUGGCCAAGCAGAUGAAAGUCAAGAAACUGAAAAACCUCAAAACUCUGGACUCUAAACCUGGUGUGUACACUGCAUAUAAGCCGUAUGUCAACAAAGAUGAAGACAUCAUCAAACAGCUUCAGAAGGGUGUUCAACAGAAGAGACCCUCAGCAGCCCAGAAUGCAAUUCUUCGACGCUACUUCUUAGAACUGACACAGAGCUUCAUCAUUCCACUGGAGCGGUACGUGGCCAGUCUGAUGCCUCUCCAGAAGUCCAUCAGUCCGUGGAAGAGUCCUCCUCAACUACGACCGUUCAUCCAGCAGGACUUCAUGAAGACGCUGGAGAAAGCUGGACCUCAGCUCACAUCCAGACUGAAGGGAGACUGGAUCGGACUUUACAGGCAUUUCCUCAAGUCUCCCAACUUUGACGGCUGGUUCCGCAACAGGAGGAGAGAGAUGACCCAGAAGCUGGAGGCUCUGCACCUUGAGGCGCUGUGUGAGGAGGAUCUGCAGCAGAGAGUCCAGCAGCACUCGGAGGUGGAGACUGUUGAUCUGGUUCUGAAGCUGAAAGAUAAACUGGGUCAGGCAGAGAGGGAGCAGCUCCCGGUGCGUCCGGGGACUGUGUCCAAGCUGCGGGACCACAUUGAGGCCGUCAUCCUGGCCUUACCAGAGGACCUGCAGGGCAUCCUCCACAAGCCUUCCACACCCUGACCUCUAACCCCUCGGUCUGCAACUCUAACCCCAGUCUGAGCUUGUUUUAAAGUUCGGGGGGGUAGUGGUUCUCCUCCCAGUUGGCUUCCACGUGGAGAGACCCCCCGUUUACUCAGACUGGGCCCCAGUGUGAGGACCUCUUCUGGUCUAACAUGGAAAGCACACAGCGUAUUUUCGUUUCCCAAAAUAUACAUCCAACUGCAGUUGUAUUUACUUUCUUUUUCUCCCCGAACUGACUCAGUGGGAUUCACACUAAACGUGCCGCUCACGUCUCAGUGAUCGCGUGGGGGUCAAAGGACCAGCCGGACCAGGACGCAGCUGAGCGACACUGAAGAGUUUUCAGGAGGUGAAUCAGCAUUUCAAAAUUCUGAGGAGGUUUUUCGUCAGAGACGGAGCGCUUGAUUCAUGACAGCUUUGCUCUUGCGACAUCCAGCUCAGUACCAGAGUGUCUGGCCUGUGUGCAGACUGAUUUGUCAUCACCGUGAAGGUAAGAGCAGGAAGAUGAACCCAGUUGACCUUUGACCCUCAGUAUUUUUACCUCUUGAUGUUUUUAUUUUUACUUUUUUAACUUUUGACGAUGGACUGCUGCAGUCCGGCGGAACUGACUUUGGAGUUUUUCAUCCAUUUAAAAAACAAAAAAUGUUUUAAAAGAAGUGCACUUCAUUACUAACUGGACCGGUGUGCCCUUCACACGCACACACACACACACACACACACACACGCUUUUAUGCAAACAAACUGAGCCGUUCAGAGCCAAACAGUGCUUUAGAAUUAGGUUUUACUACAAUAUUGUCCAUUACAGAAGCACUCAGCAUUAAGCACCAGCGACCCUGUUAUAACUGUCAAUGCAGUAAAACGACUCUUGUCUCGUGUGCUCAGGAGCCAAUCACAACCCUGUAUCCAUGUCACAUGAUCUUUGUGUAGCCUAUCAUAACACUCUGAGGGAAAUAUUCAAAAUUGUCCUGUAAUGUUCAGAAAAUCAUUAGAUUUGUAAUUUUCUGAAGACUGAAUCCAAAACGUGAUAAACCUGUUUUUAUUUCAGCUGAUUCUGAGCUCCUCUGAGGGUCAAACAAAGUGUUUGACCCGUCGGACUGUGAAGAGCCAUGUUCGCCAAGGAAGAAAAAAGAAACGGAUGAAAAGUUAGAAAUGUUAAAAAUACUCUCCGUAAAUCACAAUUAUGAGA